AUACAAACAAACAAACCCAAGGGAACGUGUCCAUGGCAUCUCCGUCAAUAACAAAGCUGAAAUCUCCAAUGUCCAAUAUAUCAACAUAUAUAGAGCGUUCACACAUAUACACUCAAAACACAAGUGGUCAGUUGAUACCGUCAGAAUCAAAAAAUGGGGAGAAAAGAAGAAGGAGAUGAUGGAGUGGAGAGAAGUGAAGGAGGAGUUGUGUUAGUGAACCCGAAGCCACGAAAGGGAUUUAGUGCCAAGGCAUUAGACUUAUUGGAAAAGGGGAUUGUUAAGUUAGUGCACGAUUCAUCCAAGCCACUUCACUAUCUUCAAGGCAAUUUUGCACCUACUGAUGAAACUCCUCCUCUUAAUGACCUCCUUGUACAUGGCCAUCUUCCGGAGUGCCUUAAUGGUGAAUUUGUUAGAGUUGGUCCAAAUCCAAAGUUUGCUCCGGUUGCUGGAUAUCACUGCAUGAUUCAUGGCUUACGCAUUAAAGAUGGAAAAGCAACGUAUGUCUCACGUUAUGUGAGAACUUCACGUCUAAAGCAAGAAGAGUUCUUUGGUGGAGCUAAGUUUAUGAAGGUUGGAGAUCUUAAAGGGCUGUUUGGUCUGUUCACAGUUUAUAUGCAAAUGCUCAGAGCAAAGCUGAAAGUAUUGGACAUCUCCUAUGGAAAUGGCACAGCUAAUACAGCUUUAGCAUACCACCAUGGGAAGCUUUUGGCACUUUCAGAAGCUGAUAAACCUUAUGCACUUAAAGUUCUAGAGGAUGGAGAUCUUCAAACACUUGGCAUGCUGGAUUAUGACAAAAGAUUGACACAUUCCUUCACGGCCCAUCCAAAAGUUGAUCCUGUAACUGGUGAGAUGUUUACCUUUGGCUACUCUCACGAUCCACCUUACAUCACUUAUAGGGUUAUAUCGAAGGAUGGAAUUAUGCAGGACCCGGUUCCAAUAACAAUACCAGAGCCUAUCAUGAUGCAUGAUUUUGCUAUUACUGAAAAUUAUGCAAUCAUGAUGGAUCUUCCUUUGUGUUUUCGUCCGAAGGAAAUGGUGAAAAACAAUAAGCUGGCAUUUACCUUUGAUGCUACUAAAAAGGCUCGAUUUGGAGUCCUUGCACGAUAUGCAAACAAUGAGGCCCUAAUCAAGUGGUUUGAGCUUCCUAAUUGCUUCAUAUUCCAUAAUGCCAACGCUUGGGAGGAGGGAGAUGAAGUUGUGCUGAUCACCUGCCGCCUUAUGAAUCCAGACCUAGACUUGGUCAAUGGAGCCGUUAAAGAAAAGCUUGAGAAUUUCUGCAAUGAGCUAUAUGAAAUGAGAUUUAACAUGAAGAGUGGUGCAGCUUCACAGAAGAAACUAUCGGAGUCUGCUGUUGAUUUUCCAAGGAUCAAUGAGAACUACACUGGCAGGAAGCAGCGUUAUGUAUAUGGAACCACUUUGAACAGCAUUGCUAAGGUAACUGGAAUCAUCAAAUUUGAUUUGCAUGCUGAACCAAAGACUGGAAAAUCACAGCUUGAAGUUGGAGGAAAUGUUCAAGGCAUAUUUGAUCUUGGACCUGGCAGAUUUGGUUCGGAGGCUGUAUUUGUUCCUAGUCAGCCUGAUACAGAAUGUGAAGAGGACGAUGGCUUCUUGAUAUUCUUUGUACAUGAUGAGAACACUGGAAAGUCAGCUGUGAAUGUAAUUGAUGCAAAAACAAUGUCCGCGGAGCCUGUGGCAGUAGUUGAAUUGCCAAAAAGAGUUCCUUAUGGAUUCCAUGCUUUCUUUGUCACAGAGGAACAAAUUCUGGAACAAGCCAAACUGUGAUGGUGAUCAGCGACCUAUACACCCCGAUAUGCCAUAUCCACAUCUACGUUGCUGUCUGAAAUAGCUACUGGAUAUUUGGUUGCGCAUAACUUGAAAACAUAUUAAAUGUACGGAUGUACAGUGUAAUUUCAGUCUCUACUGAUGGCAUCUAUCAGUUAUCAGAAACCAAUUAGACCUGCAAACAUUUGUCAGAAAAAAGGUAUUGUGGCUCAGCAGAGAGCAAACACUUGGUCGAAUAUCAACUCUUCUAGAUAUUUUUUCAACAUGCAAAUGUUCUUAUUAGUCACUUGAUAUGUAAUACAAUCCCAGAAAAUUAUCAAAUUCUAGAAUCUGGUUGGCGCAAUAACAUAGAAGUUUAUAUUGUUAUUA
Capsicum annuum is the source of this 2151-nucleotide messenger RNA. Its product is annotated as carotenoid 9,10(9',10')-cleavage dioxygenase 1-like. The record is from RefSeq and is a predicted model, not a curated record. The coding region runs from base 154 to 1782 and encodes 542 amino acids. The transcript has 13 exons. Gene Ontology annotation, biological process: carotene catabolic process. Lineage: Eukaryota; Viridiplantae; Streptophyta; Magnoliopsida; Solanales; Solanaceae. Gene Ontology annotation, cellular component: chloroplast stroma. Gene Ontology annotation, molecular function: carotenoid dioxygenase activity.